Molecule: messenger RNA, 3425 nt
Organism: Magnolia sinica
Lineage: Eukaryota; Viridiplantae; Streptophyta; Magnoliopsida; Magnoliales; Magnoliaceae
Product: protein PLASTID MOVEMENT IMPAIRED 1
Exons: 2
Coding region: 195-2825 (876 amino acids)
Source: RefSeq, a predicted model, not a curated record
AUACGGCAGAGGAGAGGGAUGACGACGCUCCAUAUCUCUCCUCCAUACGAUCCAAGUGCAUCCAAAUCCUCAAAUUCUCUCUUCACCCUCCAUGGCUCAAUCUCCACCUCAAAACCCCACCAAAAAAAUCCCUCUCUUAUCACCAUCCAAUCAUCCUUUUCCUCCAUUCCAUCCUACCUCGACCAUCCCUUCCAAUGUCCGCGCCACCAGACUCCACCGCCGCUCGCCGCAACUCCAACACCCAACUCCUCGAAGAGCUAGAAGCCCUCUCACAAUCUCUCUAUCAAUCCCACACCUCCCGCCGCACUGCUUCCCUCGCCCUUCCCCGCUCCUCCGUUGAUCCUCCCGCCGCGUCCCACCUAAAUGUCUCCGAAAAGUCCCGCUCCCGCCGCAUUUCCCUCUCCCCCUGGCGCUCCCGCCCCAAGCUUGACGACGCCGCCCCCGCCGACGAUCCCCGUGCGGCGCCUUCCAGGGGCCACGAGAAGAAUCUCAGCGCCGCGGCAGCCCCAGCGCAUGAGAAGAAGGGCAUCUGGAGCUGGAAGCCGUUGCGGGCGCUGUCCCACAUCGGGAUGCAGCGGGUCGGGGUCCUGUUCUCAGUCGAGGUCAUCGCCGUCCAGGGCCUCCCGGCGUCGAUGAAUGGCCUCCGUCUCUCCGUCAACGUCCGCAAGAAGGAGACGAAGGAAGGCGCCGUGCAGACAAUGCCCGCCAGGGUCUUGCAGGGCGCUGCUGACUUCGAGGAGACGCUCUUCAUCAAGUGUCAUCUGUACUGCAGCGUCAGUGCCAGCGGCAGCGGGAAGCAGCAGCAGCAGCAGCAGCUGAAGUUCGAGCCACGGCCGUUCUUGAUUUACGUCGCGGCGGUAGAUGCCGCCGAGCUCAGCUUCGGGCAGAGUAUGGUCGAUCUCAGCCGUCUGGUCCAGGAAUCGAUGGAGAAGAACUGGGAAGGGACAAGGAUACGGCAGUGGGACACCAGCUUCAAUCUCUCUGGGAAGGCGAAAGGGGGCGAGCUCGUGCUGAAAUUAGGUUUUCAGAUCAUGGAAGAUAAAGGAGUCGGAAUUUACAGCCAGAGCAGUGGCAACGGUUCGAGAUUGAAUAGAGCGGGAGAAUCUUCUUCUUCUUCUUCCUCAUCAGCGGUUUUUGCUCGAAAGCAAUCGAAAUCUUCCUUCAGCGUCACGAGCCCGAGGAUUUCGAGCAGAUUGGAUGCCUCCUCACCCUCAAAGGCGGCCACUGCAGCUGCGGAGCUUCAGGGGAUUGAUGAUUUCAAUCUCGAUGAGCCUGGCCCGGUCCCUUCGACCUCUGCACAGAAACCUGAACCUGAGGCAAAGGUUGAGGAUCUCGAUCUUCCAGAAUUCGAGGUGGUCGAUAAAGGGGUUGAGAUCCAGGGGGAGAGGGGAGCUGGAGAGAGAGAAUCGGAAGAAGUUGUGGAUGAUGAGAGGUCGGUCUCUAGCGAGGUGGUGAAGGAAGUCGUGCAUGAUCCGGUCCAUCAGAUGCGACUGACUGAGCUUGAUGAGAUCGCGCAGCAGAUCAAAGCUCUCGAGUCAAUGAUUGGGAGUGAGGAGGCCAUUAAGACGGAACACGAAUUGGAGUUCCAAGGGCUUGAUGCGGAGGAAGAGACAGUGACAAGAGAGUUCCUUCAGAUGCUUGAGGAAGAAGAAGGCAGGGAGGGGAAGAUCGACCUUUCAGACUCCCCACCUUUGAAAUUAGAAGGCGUGGAGGAAGCAGGUGAGGCCGAAUUGAAGGCCUAUGUUUCGGAUCUAGGGAAAGGAUUGGGAUCUGUGGUUCGAACCCGAGAUGGCGGAUACUUAGCGGCAAUGAAUCCUUUCGAUGUUGAGGUAUCGAGAAAAGAAAUGCCAAAGCUCGCGAUGCAGAUUUCGAAGCCACUGAUCCUUCCUUUGAUGAAAUCUGCAAGUGGGUUUGAGGCAUUUCAGAGAAUGGCAGCAGUGGGCAUUGAGGAAUUGAGUUCGGAAGUGCUGUCAGCAGUAGGGAUGGAUGAACUGAUGGGCAAAACUGCCGAGCAAAUAGCUUUCGAAGGCAUCGCAUCAGCGAUCAUCCAUGGGAGGAACAAAGAAGGAGCAACCUCGAGCGCCGCUCGAUCCAUUGCCACGGUGAAGACAAUGGUGACAGCGAUGAGUGCAGGAAGGAGAGAGAGGAUUUCAAUGGGGAUUUGGAAUGUGAGUGAGAAGCCGGUGACGGUGGAGGAAAUUCUAGCAUUUUCACUGCAGAAGAUAGAGACCAUGGCUGUGGAAGCCCUGAAGAUUCAGGCGGAGAUGGCAGAGGAGGAAGCACCUUUUGACAUUUCACCACUUGUGGGGAAGACCAGCACAGCUGGCACAAAAGAUCCUGACCAUCCAUUGGCUGUUACCAUUUCGCUAGAGGAUUGGGCGAAGAAUGGCUGUAUGUCAACUACGGAGGAAGGAGACAACCCACCAGGAACGCCAAAGAGCAUUACACUGUUGGUGGUUGUUCAGAUGAGGGACCCGCUGAGGCGGUAUGAGGCAGUGGGGGCGCCUGUGAUUGUUAUGGUGCAGGCCACACAUGUUGAUGCAGCGAGUGGUGAAGACGAGGAGAAAUUCAAGGUGGCAAGCCUGCACAUGGGAGGUUUGAAGGUCCGGGUGGGCGGGAAGCAUGUAUGGGAUACUGAGAAGCAGAGGCUGACUGCAAUGCAGUGGCUGGUGGCGUAUGGGCUAGGGAAGGUGGUGUCAAAGAAGGGCAAGCCAGCACAAGCUAAGGGGCAGGACUCUCUUUGGAGCAUUUCGUCGCGGGUGAUGGCGGAUAUGUGGCUCAAGCCCAUUCGAAAUCCAGACGUGAAGUUACCAAAGCAAACGUAGGUUGGAAGUCAAAUAAACAUUACAGUGGGCCCUAGCAGUUGAGAUUGGAAGCAAUGUGAAUGAGACUCUGGUUGGAUGCUGCCAAGGUGCUGGAAACUCUUCUUGUUGCCAGAAUCCAUGUCCAAAGGAAAAAUAUUAAAAACAAUCAAGUCAAUGGAGAGGCGGUGAAGGCCUUACAGGAGCAACAAAGUAAGAGCGAGCAAUAGUGGCAAAGGGGCUUGCACUCGUAAGGCGUGUUUCAAUGCCAACAUGGUUUGAGAGUUGGGAACGGGAGGACACAUAUGCAGCCCUUGCAGUCAUUGGGGCAGUUGUGUCAGUCGCCAUCGCUUACAGCUGUUACAGGCAGUUGAGAUAAGAAGUCUUUACCUUCACAAGCUAUAGUGGGUAAUAUAUUUUUUUUGUUCUUUGUUUUUUGUAUUGUAUUCUACGUUACAUAGGGCCCAUUUAUUAAAAUGGUAGAAUUUGGUUGUAUUUUGUGUAUGAUCUAUAGAAAAUCAAAGAGAAGAAGUCCAAUCUUUCUAGAAAAUAGGCAACUAAGUUACAUGACUUGGGUUAUGAUCUUUAUUGCAAUUAAUUCAAAAAAUCCCAUCUUUGCUUCUA